Molecule: messenger RNA, 6640 nt
Organism: Heterocephalus glaber (naked mole-rat)
Lineage: Eukaryota; Metazoa; Chordata; Mammalia; Rodentia; Bathyergidae
Gene: Mob1b
Product: MOB kinase activator 1B
Source: RefSeq, a predicted model, not a curated record
GGCCUCAGCUCUCGCGAGAGUUCGCGGGGGCGGGGCUUGAGAGCCCGCCUGGCCCGGCCCUCCAUACCUCGCGCUGGUGGUCCGAGCUCGCAAGGCCAGCCGUUUCUGGCCGGGCGCCGCUGCUGCUUCCGCUGCUCCUCGCCGUUGGCUCGCCCGUGCUUUGCCUCCCGGCUGCCGCCGCCUCGCCUGCCCGCCGCGCAGUCUGCCCGUGGCCGACAUGAGCUUCUUGUUUGGCAGUCGCUCUUCUAAAACUUUUAAACCAAAGAAAAAUAUACCAGAGGGUUCUCACCAGUAUGAGCUCUUAAAACAUGCAGAAGCUACCCUUGGCAGUGGCAACCUCAGGAUGGCUGUCAUGCUUCCUGAGGGAGAAGAUCUGAAUGAGUGGGUUGCAGUUAACACUGUGGAUUUCUUCAAUCAGAUCAACAUGCUUUAUGGAACCAUCACAGACUUCUGUACAGAAGAGAGUUGUCCAGUCAUGUCAGCUGGACCAAAAUAUGAAUAUCAUUGGGCAGAUGGAACAAACAUAAAGAAACCUAUUAAGUGUUCUGCACCGAAGUAUAUUGAUUACCUUAUGACUUGGGUCCAGGAUCAGUUGGAUGAUGAGACAUUAUUUCCAUCAAAAAUUGGUGUUCCAUUCCCAAAGAACUUCAUGUCUGUGGCAAAAACUAUACUCAAACGUCUGUUUAGGGUUUAUGCUCACAUUUAUCAUCAACAUUUUGACCCUGUGAUCCAGCUUCAGGAGGAAGCACAUCUCAAUACAUCUUUCAAGCACUUUAUAUUUUUUGUCCAGGAGUUCAACCUUAUUGAUAGAAGGGAACUUGCACCACUCCAAGAACUGAUUGAAAAGCUCACCUCAAAGGAUAGAUAAAAGCAUGCAGAGCUAUGCAAACUGUUCCUCAAAUGAAGCUGUGUGGAGUGUGUUUGGGGUGUUUGUCAUAUUUUAUCUGGAUUUUGUCUUGGGUCUGGGUGGCUUGUUGGGUUCUCUUUUCUUUGUUCUGAAUAUCUUAAAACAUACUCUAUUGGUAGAGGAAGCCAAGAACCAUUCUCUCCAUUUGAAAGGAGUAAGUUUUUGUCUUAGUGGCUUACAGUAUUUUUUUUAAACAUGACUUUGGAUUUUUUUUUGGUACCAGGGAUUGAACUUGGGACCUUGCGCUUGUGAGGCAGGCAGCAGAACCACUGAGCUAAAUCCCUGGCCCAAGGAGUUUUAAUAAUACUGUGUGCUGGAAGAAAAUGCUGAUGGAUGGGAUUCUGUGUUGUAUAAAUCUUGGCACAUUGUGAAGUCCCCAAGAGACUUGUUUUUAAGUGCCUUGGCAGGCUCACUUCUGAGAUGCAAAGCACAGACAAAACUGAACAGGGCUUGAAACAAUAUUAAGAUUACUAUCCAGGGCACUUACUGGUGCAUACUGUAAAAUAAUCUAUGAUAAAAAGCCAUAGUUUACCUAAAUUGGUGUUCUCCAGCUUUUACUACAUUGAAGAAACAUUUGUAAAGGUAUGCAUAAAACAAAAAAAUUAGUAUUUCUUAAUUAUUUUUGAUAUUGACAGUAAUAUAUUCUAUUCAACAAAUGCUUAAAAUACUAUAUUCAGGUCUUUUUCCAUUCUUAAUAUCUGUGAUAUUGAAACUUGAGGAUGUUAAAAUGUAAUAUCUAUUGCAUUUUGGCUUCUUUCUGCAUGUUAACUGCACUGUGGGUACUAAACUUCAGGUUAUGUACAGGAUUGCCAUCUUCAGAGGUGAUUCUCAACUGUAAGGCUUCUUAGCAGUUUCCAAAUGAGCCAUAAGUCUGCAGAAUAACCACUUACUUUGAAGAGUAGGGGGUAGAAGAGUGUUUUUGGCUAGGGAAGGGGAUUAGUUUGUAUGGGGAGUUAGGGAUGGAAUUAAAUAUGUGGAAUUAAGUUCUAGAAAGUUUUGUCUUAAAACUCUUGAAUAGAAUGAUGUUAAGAUUUUAAUCAGUUACUUUCUUUUAGGAAUCAACUUCCAUGAGAAGUUAAAAAUACAUUAUUGAUUUUAGGGAAAGACAUUAAGCAUGGAUUUAAGGACUGUUUGAGAAAACUGAUCACUUUUUCAGCAUUUCCAUUCAGUGAAUGGAUCUGGUAUUUCCUGUCAUUUUGAAAUGAUAUAUAGUACCUUCUUUGCAUAUUAUAGGCCCAGUUUGAAGCAUUUUGACUUCUGAUUUUUCUAUUGUGAAAUGAAUCUUUUUCUUUGCACUGAUAUCAAACAAUGCAAAUGCUAAUUCAGUAGUUAAAAUUUUAGUUGCCAGGACUUCCUACUGGAUUAGUACUACCAAUAAGAAGUUCAGAAACUUAGUUUUAAAAAUAAAUAGUAAUUUUUUCACUUCAGUUUUGUUCUUGAGAAAUACCCUUUCAGAUUUCCAGUUUUAGUUUUAUCAUUUUUGGUAAAUUUGCUUUCUUCAGUUAGAAAUAUGUACCAUUCCUCCAGUUAGAAACAUGCUUGUAGAACAGAAGUCCUUGCUCUGAAUAGAUUAAAAAUGCUAGAAAAGAAGGUAAGUUUGUUUUUGUCAAUAAGUAGAGCAGUGAGUGAUACAGUUUAACACUUUUACAAUUUGGAUCACUAGGAACUGCCUUUUUCUCCAUUUCAUUUCUAGCAGUUAAUGUACUAAGUAUCAACAGUAGAAGUAACAGGAGGGCCUAACAGAAGCAAAUGUUUACUAGUAAUGUUUAAUUAUACGUGGCAACAAAAGCUAGCUGAUUUUCUUAGAACAAACCUUUUAGAACACAGAAUAGAUAAUAGUAACCACUGUGGGCUGGUUCAGACAUUUGAUAUCAUGAUUUUUGAGUCCUAUCUAUAUAAGGGAAAUGAAACACAAUUCCUCAACUAGUCUUCCAUAUCAAAUGGUUUCCUGUCAGUCUAGUAACAAAAGGAUUGCAGUAGCCAAAUAUAGAGAGAAUAAGAAAAUUGUUUUUGUUCAUUUAACCCUUAUAUAGUAGUACACUGUAGAAAUGGGAAAAUAUUUCCACAAAUUAAUAUUUGGUAGUAGGAUUUACUUUCCCGCUGUAUGUGGACAGGAAUUUGCUUUUACUUUGCCAGAAUCUCAGGUGCCUGUUUCUGAGUAUUCAUUUAUUCAGUUAUUGAGAAGCAAGGAUAUAUAUAUAUACACAUAUACAUACAUACACACAUACACACACAUAUAUGGAUAUAUAUAUAUAUGUAUGUAUAUAUGUAUGUGUUUAUAUGUGGUAACAAAGAGUAGGGAGAUGCCUGGCAUCGUACAUGGUGUUAGGUUGUUGCAAGAAAGGAAACUCUCACCAGAGCAGAGGAGAAGAACUGACUUAAUAAAGUUGCUUUGCUUUGGUUGGUUCCUACAUGUAAGAGGAAGAUGCCCUUUACAAAAUAAGGAUCAAAGCUAGACUUUAGUGCAGAGCUUGCUUAUAAAUGUCUAUUUAGAUUCUUUUCAGAUCUUUAAUUUAUAACCAAAUUAUUUUCCCCCUUUUCUUUAUACAGAGUUGUAAAGCAGAAGUUUUCUCAUCCUUUUUUGAUUACAGCAUCCCGUGAAAUGUAAAGUAGUAAUUUAACAAGGUAUUAUUAGCACUCAUAGCAACUUGCUUAAAUGUUGAAUUGAUGGAAGUUUGAGAAAUUACUUUAAAUGAUGGACUAGUGGUGGUGGAGAAAAAUUAAUACCAGAAAGAGUGAGAUUUUUAAAAUCAGCAGUAGAUGGUGCUACUGGCUUUCAUUUGCCGACUUCCAUUUCCUAUAAAAACCAUGGCAGUAGACCAACACUGAAACAAUUAAGCACGUAUUAGUUAGUUGGUGGCUUUGGAGGAUAAUGUAUCGCACAAUUUACCUCUACUUUCCCUGUUAAUCGUUUGUAAAUUCUAAAUGGUCAGCAUAAAAUGUAUUGGGGUAGAAGAUAUGGUUAGGGUAAAAUAUAUUUCAUACUGUGUUACUGCAUGGCUAAUCAGGAUAGAUGAAGCACUAAAAUCUCUUACCAGGAAAUAGAGAUGAUGUGGGUAUUUAUAUUUUACAUAUGUAAUCUUCAGAUUCCAUUUUAUGUAUUAACAUUUUUCCUGCAUAUGGGAAAAUGACAGAUUUCUUUUAUAGCUUUGUCUACACCCUCUCUGAGAGAGGUUUUGAUAACCACUAAAAUGGUAGACUAUGAGAUGAAUGUAUUUAAGUUGUAGAACUUUAUUUUAAAAUGGGUAUGUCAUACCUUAACAUCCAAAUCAGUUGAUCUUCAGAGUAGUUCCCUUGGAAGGACUACUCAUUACAGCUAUCCUGCAAAUCUUAAUGCUUUUAGAAUUCCUUUAGAGAUGCUAUGAGAAUUAGCUUGUGACUAUGCAAGACAACCACUUCAUCAUUUUAGUUGCACAGAAAAUUUUUUGGCAGCUUAAUACAACCUAUCUUAAUCAUCAAACCCAAUCUAGUAACUUGGUUGUUUUUUGAGAAGCCACUAGGGAAAUUAAAAAGAAUGUCAUAGCCUCUGAAUCGGUAGAAGAGAAUGUUUUAAGCAUUAUUUGCAUCAUUGGUUUCUUGGUGUCACUAUUUUCGAGUGGACAGUACCAUUUGGAUGUGUAGGCUUUUUAAAAAAUUUUCUUUUAACUGUCUUACAGUUAAACUUUUUUUUAAAAUCCUAAUUUUUUCUCUAGAACUUGUUUUCUAGUUUUUAAUCCUCUUUCCUGAAAACUUUUGAAUUCUACCUGUGACUACUGUAUGAUAGUUUUGAGUUGGAGAAUAUGGAAAAAUAGACUCAAUAUUUAAAAUAGUUUUAAGGAAACAAAGCUUUUACCUCCAUCCUUUUUUAAAACAUACUUUUUCUCAAAUGAACAAUUUGACUUUAAAGACUGGGGAUUGUUGCACAAGCAAAUUGGGAUAAGUUCUAUGUACUAAUUAUGCUCAGUUUUAAGCCUAGAUACCACAAAAUACUGAGAAUUUUAUAACUAUUUCAUAUAUCACUUAAAACUUUAAAAUUUGUUUUUCAGAAAAAUGUGGGCCAAAAAUUAUUUGUGAAUCGGAAAUAUGUCUGCAUAUUUUGCAGAGUUCUCUUAUUUUGAAACUUACCUGGGAUUUUAAAAAAUAUACCAAUUCCUAUGAACAGAUCUAUACUUUGAGGACCUCUUAAAAUAAUUGAAAUUUCAAGGUUUGUCCUAAUGUUAAGAUUUACUGUAAGAAUGACUUUGGUCCAGCUAUCAUCUUAAUUGUGUUUGAGAUGAUAGAGGUACAGCUGUCUCACGAUUUAAUGGAAAAGUUUAACAUGUAACAAAAUUCUGACUGCAGAUGAUUUGAAAUUUUCAGGAUUUCAUAAUAAUAAGCAUUCUGAAAGUGUUAAAAUGCCCUCCCAGUCUGCCACUUUAAGUUAAUUUAUUUUUGCAAAAGAUAAAAUACAGAUUAGAAUUUUGGGUGCUCUGUGUUUUAUAAUUGUAAAGCAAGUUUCUCUUUUUGCAUAUAUUUCUAUUCUGAACAGUAGUAAAAUCAUUGACCUUUUCCAGCUGUGUUUUCUUAUUCAUCUCCCUUUGAGGGACUAAUGUGUGCGUGCACAUACACGUGCACACACAUGGAAAUAAACCAUUUAGGUUGAUAUGGUAGGUUUUCAUUGUUAGUGAUUUUGAAGUACUUAUUGUCACAUCAGUUUUUAUGGUUGAUAACUUUCUUUAAAUGUGUUACCGAAACUGAGCUUAUUAGUGAUAUAAUAAACUUUCAUAUACCAUACAUGGAUGAUUCUUAAAGUUUUGCACAAGUUUAGUUUUUAUUUAUUUCUGAAACACUUAGUUGUGCAUGUUUAGAAUAGAUCAGUGCGUUUUCAUGAGAGAACUUUUCUCCUUUAAUUGGUCUGCAGAAAUGACUGUUUAUGGGAAAACAGCUUUUUACACCCACUAAAUUGUAUUUGUUAUUUUUGUACAUGCAUAACCAGGGUGGUAAGGACACUAACCUUUUAAGAAAUACUUUGUUCUAUUUGAAUUUUUCCUAUACUUUCGUUACUUAAAAUCACCACUAGAAGCAGUGUCAUGAAAUCUAGGUUGAGAGAGAAUACACUAAAUAUGAGAACACUUACAUUUUAAAUAGGAAUCAUUUCUGAAGAGAAAAGAAGAGGCAUAAUGCUGCUGUCAAGUGUUAGUAGCAUGGGACAGCAUUUACAUUGUGCAGGUAUUUAAGAGAGUGCACAAAGAUAAAGAUCCUGCUGUCCCAGAGAUUAAUAGCUGGAAGCUGGAUAUGGUGGUGCCUGCCUGUAAUUAUAGGUACUAAGGAGGCCGAGGCAGGAGGAUUCUAAGUUUGAGUCCAGCUUGCACAAUUUAGUGAGACACUGUCAAAUAAAAAAUAAAAAGGGGUGCGGCUGUAGCUUAGUGGUAGAAUACUUGUCUUGUACGCAAGAUUCCUGGGUUCAAUCCCCAAUACCACCAGGAGAAAAAGUACAUAGCUGGAAGGGGAGAAAUAGUCUAAAAUAUGAAAUGCAACAUGGUUGCUCUAUUUUAAGCUGUGCCAAGAUUACAUAAAUUGUAGUUACUGAUCAAAGUUUGUCAUCAUUUUUAUUUUAAAGGGGGAUCUGAAUAUCGUAUCUGUAAUAUGUUUUAUUUGAAAGUUGUAAAUACUGUAUACAGACUUGGGAUGGGAAGUAUUUAAAUUCUAGAUUUUUUAAAAGGAAGAAACAAUGUUUAUAAGAAAAAAAUCAAUAAAGUUAUGUUUGGUCAUGAA